GGCCGGUCAAUUGUUGGAUGGGUGGAAUUAGUGCGUUUUUGCAUUUCGAACGAGGUGUUGGUUUUGAAGACGGUCGAUUAUUGGGCGAGCCAAGUGAAAAUAUAUGUGUUUAUAUAUGUGUACAUAUGUACAUGUGUGUUCAUAUGAGUGGUAUGAAGAAAAUUACAAAAUGAAUUUAAUAUAGCAAAGCUGGAGAAAAAAUUGAACAAAAACCGUAAAAAAAAAGGCGGUGUAGAAGUUAACUAAUAAAACAAAAACAACAUCUAACGAAAAAAAAACAAAAAAUAAAUAAAAGAUAAACAAAAUAGUGUUGUGAGAAUUAAAUGAAUUUAUAUAUGUAAAUGUACAUAUGAAUACGCGAUUACAAACACCCGCACGUAUGUUUGGCUGGGUUUACAUACAUGUAAAUAUGUAUAUAGAAAUGUGUACAUAUGUAUAUGCAUGCAUGACUUUUGAAUAGCCGGGAUUUGCGCUCAAGCUUCGCAUGGAGCAUUUGUGAGGGACACCUCUUCAGGGAUUAAUUGGAUUUAAUGAACGCAGAAUGAAUCGGAUUGUCGUCGGGGCGUUGCGAUAAUAACAACAAGAAUAACAAAAAACGACUCAAGACACAAUACGAUAAUACUCAUAUUAAUCAAAUGAAGUGUACACAAACUGGCGAGCUAUUAGUAUUUACAUACACACAACCACACAUACGCAAAUGCAAGCCAGUUUGUACUGACAGUCAAAUAAACAAAUAUAUGUAUAUUUAUACAUAUGUACAUAUUUAUGCAUAUAUAAACAUAUGAAUAUAUAUAAGCAAAUACAUAUGUAUGUAUGUAUGUAUGUAAAUGUACAUAUGUAUGUAUCUUAAUAUUUUUUAUGUACGGCAUCUCAGCUAACUUAACAGCUUUACGAGACGUACAAAUAUCCGAUGAUAUACUAUAAAAUACGUAAACAACAUACAUGUGUGUGUAUGUAUGCAUGUACAUAUUCAUAUAUAUGUAUGUAUGUAUGUACUUUGGCUUGUGCACAAAGAUAUGUAAAUGUAAAAACUAUCCCAGUCACUCGAAAGUCCGCCGGCAGCGGGUGUUGCUCCGUAUAGUCAGAUCCUCAUAUGAAAUCAAUGAGAGAGCAACCAAUGAGAAAGACUAAACCAAUGAGUAUGAGAACAUACAUAUGUAUGUACAUGCGGACAUGUAUGUAUAUGUACUACGUACUCGGACAUAUCUGCUGCUUAUAAGCACAAACAAUUGUUGCGGUUGAGGAGAUCGUCACCUUAUCAAUGAAUUAUGAAGAACAAGUGUUAGCCACAAAAACGAUGAAAAGAAAUAAAUAAAGCGCGGAAAAUAAUCAAAUUUUUACAAAUCACAAAGAAAAAAAAAUAGAAAACCAAUUGCAAAAUUAUAAAAGUUUCUCAAAACAUAUUUAAUUGACUGGAAGUUACUUUACCAUAUAAAAAAAAAUUAUAAAAAUAAAACUGUGUUUUAAUUUGUGAACUUAGUAAAGUGUGUAGAUUUUAAAAAAUUAACGCAAAAAUUCAAGAGUUAAACAAAUCAGUGUAGCGCACAAAGCCAUCGUGAAAGCUAAGCGGGAACAUCAACCACAUCUAUUCAUUCGUCAUAAAAUGUAUUGGUGUUAGUGAUAGUGAUAUAGCGACAAACAAAUGUGCCAUUAAUUCGAUUGAAUUUACACAACAAUAAUUGUUAAUUAUAAAUCGAUUGUUGCUGGAAGGUGUGAGACAUUUUCUAAGCUGUCAUAUUAAUUUCAAGAGCAUAUUUCUUGCUGCUGUACCAGUAUAAUGCGAAGGACAUAGACCCUACUGCUGAAGUGUUUGAAUUUAAAUUGUGAGCUGCUGCCGCUGUCGUUGCACACUGACCUCUGCGGUAGCGAGUAGUAUGGCGUGGACGGGGCUUGUAUUAACAUAAUCAACACGGCGAAAACGGAAGUCGAGCGCAUAAUCGAAAUUGCCAACGGUCAGGAUAUGACAUGAAAACGUCGAUGUGUAUGUGAAAGUGUAGCAAUAGUUGGCAGCAUGUAAAAGAAAGCGAAGAAAGCGCGAAACAGUUCCACUGCAUUGUGUUCAAGGGAAAAUUAUGUGAGGGGCAAGAAAUUGUCAAAUUGAAGCGCUAGCAAAUCACGGAAGUGAGUUUAUGAAUUUUUGAAAUUUAAAUGGAUAUAUUCCACGAUAUUUGCAUAUACUGCAGGCCAUACAUAGAACGUUGUGGAAAAGUACUACCAAUGGCACAGCUGUGAGGGUAUGUUGGCGUUGGUAUUUAAGCGCAAAAUUACAAAGCUAGCGCGCACAGGCAACGAAAGGAUAGUUACACAAAUGCGCUGCUAAGUCGAGCACCGGCAUCUCAAGGGAAUAUGUGAGUGAGCAAGCGUGUGGAUGUGCAAAAAACGUAGUACACAAAGGUGCAGAAGAGAAGCAAAAGAAAAUAUGCCUAGUGAGAAGAAAAGUGCUAGGGUUUGAAAUGAACGCAGCAGGAAGAAAGUAAGCAGCGAAAAGGUGCAGAAUUACAAACUUGAAAAAGUAAAACUAAUAAUAAAGUCUACUCGCCACGCUAUGAAAUAACAAGGAAAGUGUUUAGGAUUUUUCACUAAUCUUCGGGUGAAAUAAUCGAGUGAUACGUUGGUGUUGGGUGACAUUCAAUCAACUGGACCAGUACGCCUGCGCGCGCGCUCUAUCGUUUAUCGAAAUACGCAAGUGAUACCCUUUCCCCAUCAGUAGCGCGCUGUCAUUCUCUCCUCGCCCCAUUUUCUCUGCAUCUAUCUCCUUCUCUCUAUCGCGUUCACUCUCUCUCUCUUUCUCAACUGAUCGAGCUGCUCACUCGCACACUCACUUGAUUGCGCAAUUGAUCUUGUGGCUCUUUGGCUUAUAAAUGUACAAGGACAGCAGCUACCGCAGCAGUCCGCAGCCAACACCGCCCAAAGCAACGCCAGUAACAACAACAGCAGCAGCAGAUAAUAUAACAGUCGUAACAACAACGGCAACAGCAACAAUCACAGCAGCCGAGCUUACGGCGAGCACACAACCAAGUGAGACUGAGAGUGCAUCCGGAGUAGUUGUCGCAACAUCUCACACGACAAAUGAGCCUGCCGCCACUGGAGCGACAGUGAGCAGCAUAGCAGAAGCAUCAGCCGAAGCUGCUAGCGCAGCACACGUUAGCAUCAGCACCAGCAGCAACACGCCCAUCACACUCAGCCUCGCAGCCGAACACUUGGAGGCGGAGUAUUACCAACUCAGCUGCGCCUCAGAUUGUUCGGUGUCGUCAACAUCCUCAUCAUCCCACACCUCGUGCAGCGGCAGCGACGACAGCGAGAACAGUGAAGUAUACACAUUUCGUGCGCGUCCCGCUUUCCCCGCACACACCUUACGCGCUAUACCCAAGCGGCGCGCUACUCUACGCCGCGAACACGCACACAGCGAUAGUCAGCAAGCGACGCCACUAGACGUCCCGAGUCGCCGUGGCAGCGCUGUAAGUGGCCUCAGCGGCGGUAGUGGCAUCAGCGGCGGCAGCAGCAGCUGUCGGCAUCAUAAACAGCAUAAGCGUGCCAGUAUCAGCGCUGAUGUGCGCGUUUUGCGCAAAAUCGGUUAUAUUGCGUCACGCGUACGCUUUUUAGCAAAAAUCUAUGGUGAUUUCAAGUUGGUGAAUCCUUAUAGUCCAGCCAAACAGCGCAAGCAAUUACAGGAUAUACUACUGCGCCAUUCGAUACCCGAUACAGAACGUAGAAGUGCGGCUGCUGCGUCGGGUUACCGAACGAAGCGUAUAACGACGGCGGUUGACGCCUCGGUGGCGGUAGCGGUAUCGGCAGCCGUAACGACCACAACGUCGGCUACACCGCUAGCCCGCCAACGCAGUGUAACGCCCGAUAGCUCUUUGGCAAGCAGCAGUUACGGCAUUACAAAAACGAGCGACGACACUAAAACGGCGUACGAGGACGAACAGGCAGCGCAGGCGCCUAGGGCUGAAGAAGAGCCGACGCUGAGCUCCAUAGAGGACGACGAGGAAGAGACUUCUGCGACAUACACAGCGGGCACGGUACGCCGCAAGUCGUCCGUGGUUGUAACGGGCGUGGACGAGACCGCCACAUCGAAACAUUCACUUGCUGUACUUGAGGAGCUGCUGGUACAGUUCUAUGAGCAGCGACAGCAUCGCAUCACCGUAAUACGGCGCCGACAGCACAGUCGUCGCGGCAGUCAGCGUGGUAACGGUAAAAUCACAACAAGCAACAAACAGCUGCCAACGCAGCAGCCACAAAAGCUAAUCAUUAUGAGCGGUGGCAGCGCUGUUGCGAUGGACAGUAACGUCGGGCAACAGCUACUGCAUACAACCGCCGAUAUAGAACAGCAAACGAAUUUACGUAAUGCCAAUAAUCUGUGUAACAGCAGUAAUACAGCUGAUAGCAGUAGCCAAGUAACAGCCACAACGCAACAAAGCAGCACAACAGCUGCGGCAGCCAUAAAUACACCCGCAACUACAUCUAGUCAAACACAAAAGCCACCGCAGCAGCAACGCAGCUACAGCAAUGCCUUCCUGCAGCCGUUUAGCAUUAGUGGCUGUAUGGAUCGUCGGCGGCGCGCCAGCGAUUGCUCAACGCAUCCUAGUAGCCAGCAAUUGUUGCAGCAGCAGCUGUUAAGCAAUCAAUUGCAAGUAACUCUAAAAAACAACAACUACAACGCAUUUACUGCGGGUGUUGGUGGCAAAUUUCCUUAUCAUCGCGGCAGCUGUGGGGGCGCGGGCGAGCAUUUGCUGGCUGCCAAUUCCAUUGCCAAUCGUUCGACGAUCAUACUGAGCAAAUCUUGUAGCAAUGUGGAAGGUGGACCGGCGGCACUUCAUGGCGGUGUUGGUGGCGGUAAUGGUGAUGUGAUACGCAAAUUUAGCUUGGGCGGUCACGUAGACGCAUCGAGUAAUGGCAAUAUGGCGUCGCCAGCGUUGACACCCUCACCAACACAGCAGCCGCAGUUAGCGGCCACACAUGCGGCAUCACCACAAGCACAACAACAGCAGCAACAACAACCCACCGCUGGCGUUCCGGGCAGCAAUGGCAACAACGAGUACAACAUUGUGCAGUUGAAUAACACGAUAAUACAGUGUCACUUCAACGAUGAGGAUUUUCGGGCGCUCAUCAAAGACCUGAAACGCAAAGUGGAGUACACCGAACGCAUGAAUUGGCUAUGUCUUUCCAAGCGUCCGAUGGGUCCGCCGCAUCGCAAAAGCAGUCUACCAAAGCAUCAGGAGGUGAAGAAGCGUUUUCUGGAAAUUUGUGAUACGAACUUCUCGGAUGAGGUGAAAGCUGCACUACGCUUGCCCGCCUUCGAUUCGUAUGAAUGGGGUGAUGCCGAUGUUAUACACCUAAUGCAAACGAUGUUCCUCGAAUUGGGCUUCAUAGAUAAAUUCAAUAUACCGAUUGAGACGUUACGCGAAUGGCUGUAUGAGGUCUACAAGCAUUACAAUGAGGUGCCGUUUCACAAUUUCCGGCAUUGCUUCUGUGUGGCGCAAAUGAUGUACGCCAUGACACGCCAUGCCAAUCUGCUGCAACGACUAGGCGACCUGGAAUGCCUGAUAUUGCUGGUGUCGUGCAUAUGCCAUGAUCUCGAUCAUCCAGGCUAUAAUAAUAUCUAUCAGAUAAAUGCGCGCACCGAAUUGGCGCUCAGAUAUAAUGACAUCUCGCCGCUGGAGAAUCAUCACUGUUCAAUAGCAUUCCGCUUGCUGGAGCAUCCCGAGUGUAAUAUCUUUAAAAAUUUCGGCAGAGACACAUUCAAAGAAAUACGUGAGGGCAUCAUACGCUGCAUAUUGGCUACGGACAUGGCGCGUCACAAUGAAAUACUAACACAGUUUAAGGAGAUUACACCCGUAUUCGAUUAUUCAAAUCGCGCACACAUAAAUUUGCUCUGUAUGGUGCUGAUUAAAGUGGCGGACAUCUCAAAUGAGGCGCGUCCCAUGGAUGUUGCCGAACCUUGGCUUGAUCGACUGUUACAGGAAUUUUUCGCACAAAGCGCUGCCGAAAAGUCUGAAGGCCUGCCAGUCACACCCUUCAUGGAUCCGGACAAAGUAAGCAAGCCGGGUUCACAGGUGCGUUUCAUUGGUUUGGUGCUAUUGCCGCUCUUCGAAGCGCUGGGUGAUUUGGUGCCUGAAGUGAUUGAAUUGAUUAUCAUACCAGUGCGCAUAGCGCUCGAUUACUACAGACGCUUAAACGAUGCUCAAACUAAAUCGCGCAAAUCUGUUGCAGACACCGCCUCAAUGGCCGCAUCGGACAACAUUAGCGCCGCCUCGGAUGGUGGCGGCAGUACGACUGCUGUAUAUACAAGUGGCGGCCAUGCACACAGCCCAGCGGCUGGCACCAAUGGUCAGGCUGCGGGUGCCAGCACCGCCUCCACAGGCAGCGCCACCACCGGUACCGGUGGCGGUGGCUCUGGCAGUGGUGGCACCAACUCUGGCGGCAGUAUUUCACCACAAAUGCCACGCUCACAAUCGGGCAUUAGUGUGAAGUCCCGCCGGAGUAUACCAUCACAGAAAUCUGCCUCUCGCACAUCCGUCGAUGAGCCGCAAUGCUUGGCAGCGGAGCUGCAUGAUUUGCCAGAGGGUAGUGAGAGUGGCGACUCGGAGACGGCUACGGAAGUGGAUGUCGCCGAGAAGACUUCCAAGUUCAAAGUGGACACCGAAGGCAGCAGCAAUCGCUCGAAAUCCUCUCAUUCAACUUCGCGAAAAUCGUCGCGCGAAAAGCGCCCCUCCAUGAUCGGCGAGAUGUGUAGCAGCGGGGGCGGUCAGCGCAUACGCAACUCAUACGGCAACAUACAUGGCUAUCACUCCAAUCGCUGUCACUUCAGUUCCAACCGCGCCGUUAGUCUAGAUCAGUACAGCACCAACAAUCGACGUCUCUCCGAUGGGCUUCAGCAGGUCAUCUCUGAUAGCAAUGUUUUUUACAACCGUCAUAAUCGUGGCAGUCUUGAAGCGACCGCUAGUCGUCUCGGUGAAGAUUUGAAUAUGAAUGCGACUGGAGUGUGUAGUGGCAGCGCUGGUGGCGGUGGCGGCGUUACAACUAGCAUUGCUGGUGUAACACAGUCCUCCGCGCAGCCGCUCAACCCGAACAAUGUGCCAAAUAUGGAGUGCAGCGCCGGUAUGGCAGCACAUGUUAGCGGCCCUUGCGCCAAUCAGUCUUGCCAGCAUCAUCAUGCACAUCAUACCUACCACACCCACGCCCACCUUCAGCAGCAGCAUCAACAGCCGCAGCCACACCUACAAUCAUCAUCGAAUGGCAAUCUCUCUCCCACCCAAUUGCUGCAACCGAAAAUGCAGCAACAUUGUUGUGCUGCAGCAGCGGCUGCAGCUGCUGCCGCCGCGGCAGCCAACACGUCCAACGGUCUGGGCGGCAAUGGCGUUGGAGGCUCCACCGUUUCUAAAUCCACCUGGAAGGCACGUCUCAAACAGUUCUCCGACUAUUUUGGCUUCUCCUUCGAUAAGGGCGGCAAGCGUUUCGGCAGCACACGUAGUUCACCGUGUUCGGCGCGCAACAACAAUACCACCGGUUUAGCGGGAGCGAAUCAAGCCGUAAGCGGCAGCGGAGCAAGUGGAUUUGAUCCGUUGCUAGGCGUUAGUGGCAGCGGUGGCAAGCCGCAGAGUAUUUGCUGCACCAUCUCGAAUAACCUGCAGUCCCCCGGGCUGCGUCACAAAUCGUUAGCGGCUGGUGCCGGUCUGCCGACACAUUCAGAGUUGGUGAAUGCCGGCCGUCUACGCGCCUACAGCCUGGACGUGCCCUGCAGCCAUACGAGUAAUCCGCGUUAUAGCAGCAGUAGUGGAGGCGGCGGCGAUAGUAGUCGCAAGUCAUCGCGACAUGAUGGUGGCACGACCGGCACCGGUGACGACAACAAUAGCAACAAUACGCUACAUAGCAGUGGUGGGGGUGGCAGCGAAAUGCCUACUUGCUUGCCUCCACCCAUACGUAUCGGCAGUGUCGAUGCCAGCGAUACGAUACUCAUUACAACCGGCCUGCCACGCGUUAUUACACCCGCUCAACUGGGUGAAGCCGAGCCAAGUUUGAGUAUUGAUUUGGGUAUGGCUAGUGGAUCCUCAUAUGAGCCGCCAAAAAUUUGACAACGGGGGAGCUCGGAGACGACAACGAAUUCGCUCUCGAAUAAUGGUGCAUUCGCAGCGCUGCUACAGCAACAGCAGCAACUCCAAAAGGAGGCGUCAUCGCUGCGGCACAGCUCCAGCUGUAACAUGUCGUCGAUGUCGCUGACCAUUUGGUCGGCGCUGGGGCAAAGACUCAGCGCAUUGGUGUGUCAUUGCUGCGAACGAAAGUUGCCCGAGCCGGAGAAUGUCUGAAGCGUACAGUAGGGUAGGGUAAAGUGAGGGGAGCGUGUAAGGAAACGGUGCUAGAGGUGCGGCAUGCUGUUAUUGUGCAUAAAAUGUUGCCGUGAAGCACAAUGGUUUAGAAAAAGGAAAGUUCCGUAAUGCAUGGCUAUAGUCCGCUUUAGAAUAUUUACUGUUUUAAUUGAAAAAAUCUACCAAGAGUUGCAAGUAGUUUAUUCAAUAUUUACUGGAGUUGAAGUGCUAGUGUUGCGGGCAACAUAUUUCUGUACUAGGUUAUAAAUGUAAUUGCACUCUACUAAAUUUCAUAAAUCCUAUUUGUACGCAUAAUCCUUUUCAAAUUACCAGUCAGCAGCAUGUUGCAAGCAACAUUUUUUGAAAGAUGUCUUUCUGCUUUAGAUAAGCGGCAAGCGGAUUUUGUAUUUAUUUUCAAAGACCGAAACAAAACUUUUCUUUUCUUAAUGGUCUUUUUUUAACUCAAAACUAAAGUUUUAUACAAAUUCUAACAAAUUUUUUUCUCGGUUUUUUACCCAAAACUAAGGUUUUAUAACUUGUGUAGUUUUCACCAAUCUAAAUGUUGCUCGUCUCUUGUGUAUUUUGGUGUUUUGGUGCUGUGCUGUAGGAAUAAUAUUUCAUUCGCUCACUAAGAACAAAAUAUUUAGAAUAAAAUAUUGUUGCGGCUUGGUAAAAUUUGAAAAAAUUACCGAUUGUCGAAAAAAUUAACGGACGUGACUCUGAACUGAGGAUGCGAAUAGUUGCUGCAGUCGAGAAAAAUAUGUUGAGAUAUACAAAAAGAAACAUUUCAAAAAUCUGCCGCUCUUUCAAACCUCAAAAUGCAGUAAAUAGUUGUUAAUAUUUGGGAAGAAAUCACAAAGCACUGGAUUAACUUGCAAGCAGUAGCACCCAAUUUUUUUAUUUCUCUUUUCAUGUUUACUUUUAUUUUUUAAUUUUUUGUUGUUUUUUUGUUUAUUUUGUUUUUUCGUUUUUUUUUUUUUUGUUUUUUUUUUGUUUUUUUUUUUUGGAAUUCUAGGUUGUUUUUCUAAUUCGCAAAUGCACAGACCAUUCAAUUGCACUGAACGCACAAAAACGGAAUUGGCUGUUUAAAUUAGCCCAGCAACAUGUUUAAGCAACACAUGUUGCCGGCUGUACAGCUAUGAAAUAACCAAUAUUUCUUGCUGCUGAACUGAUACGAGAGAAUUUUUAAGUUGUAUGCUGCCUGCAUUCAGGCGCUGGCAACAAAAAGAAACUAAGUCAUACUAGGUUGUGCUGAGGUCAAGCCAUGAAAUAUAUAUUUUUUUAAGAAAUGUUUGUGGAUUUUAUUUAACCAGACGGAUUUCCUAAAAAUUACAGUUGGAAUUUGCGUUUAUAAAGAUUUAAUUAAAAAAAAUUGUUUUCUAUAUAAAGUUUUUUAAUUUAUAAAAAUAUGUUUAGAACACGUGCUCUCGCCAUUUGCAUUUCGUGCUGGAAAAAUAGUCAAAUUUAUUUUAAGUAUUGAAAUUAAGACUUAGACUAAAUAUAAUUCUUUUGACAAUGGCAGAAACCUUCAAAAUAAUUUCGUCAAAAAAAUGCUUAAAUUUUAAAUGCAAAUAUGAACUAAAGAUUUGUGGGCCAUUUUUGGUUCAUUUCAACUUUUUUCUUCUCUAUGUAAAUAAUUAGUGCUGGUAAGCCAUAGAUAUUCCAAAAAAAAAAAAUAAUACAAAAUGAGUAAUUAAAUAUUCGAUAGUUUGUAUACAUAUAAGUAUGUAAUUUCAAGUGUGUGUGGUUCUUUGAACUUUAAAAACUAAUGUUUAAUUUUAAUAAUUAUUCAGUAGUCAAAGUUUUAAGCUAAAACUGAGAAUCAUCCCAAUAAAAAUAAUUUAUGAAUGAAACUAUAAAAAGAGCAGCUUAAGGAAAAUAAAAAUCUAGUAAUAUUUAAAAAUUAUAAGAAUUAGUGGUAAAUAAGUUUUAAAAUUUUAAUUUAGGUUAAAAAAAAUGUUUCGUUUUAAAAUUCAAAAACCUUAGAAAUUGAAUAAUUAAAAAAAAA
This is a messenger RNA of Anastrepha ludens (Mexican fruit fly), 10314 nucleotides long. Its product is annotated as high affinity cGMP-specific 3',5'-cyclic phosphodiesterase 9A. The transcript has 12 exons. Gene Ontology annotation, molecular function: 3',5'-cyclic-GMP phosphodiesterase activity. NCBI's taxonomy places the organism in Eukaryota, Metazoa, Arthropoda, Insecta, Diptera, Tephritidae. Gene Ontology annotation, biological process: cGMP catabolic process. The record is from RefSeq and is a predicted model, not a curated record. The coding region runs from base 2862 to 8075 and encodes 1737 amino acids.